UCGUUGGUCCGACGUAACCCAAAUAUUUGACACCGUUUUCUAUCCCAAGUUCAGUGAUAAAAAUUUAAAUAAAAUCCGUGGAAAGGUGGGCGUCAACGAUAUGCAGGUCGUCGUAUUUUUAAGUGUCAUCUGCGUGGGUUUAGUGGCCGGGUUGCAUGUGCAAGCGGGGCCUCAAAUGACAGACGCGCAAUUAGAUCAGACCCUGGCUGAUAAGAACACGAUGCAGCGACACAUCAAAUGUGCACUCGGAGAGGGGCCUUGUGAUCCCGUUGGCAGACGACUUCGAACUCUAGCCCCGUUGGUUCUUCGAGGAGCAUGCCCGCAGUGCUCUAUGCAAGAAACGCGCCAAAUUCGACGCACCCUUGCCUUCGUACAAAGAAACUAUCCGUGGGAAUGGGCGAAAAUCACCAGAUACGCUGUCGUGUUGUGUUGCGUGGUAGCCGCCUGCGUUGCGCAAACGCAGCGACCGCCCGUCUCAGACAGCGCGCUAGAAGAUGCACUACAAGACAAACGGUUCAUUCAGAGACAGCUGAAGUGCGCUCUCGGAGAAGCCCCCUGUGAUCCCAUCGGAAAGAGAUUGAAGACACUCGCGCCACUGGUGCUUCGUGGGGCCUGUCCUCAGUGCACGCCACAAGAAACCAAGCAAAUACAGCGCACUCUAUCGUACGUGCAACGAAACUUCCCUCAGCAGUGGGCCAAGAUAGUCCGCCAAUACGCAGGAUAAAUACAAAAACAUAAAAUGUAAAGGACAUGAUCGGAUGAAAUCAUUAAAAUUGUGAUUUUAAUUGUGAUUUGUGCAUGGUUAUGUUUUUAAUGUUGUAAAUUUUAAUAAAAUCGUACGGCAAAAUUCAUGACACAAAUCACGAAAUAUUAGUCCAAAAAAUAUUAAUGCUCUUAUUUAUAAAUUAAUAAAUCCGUAGAUCAAUAUGAAGAUUGUUGUAUUUAAUAAAUAAUUAUGUACUUAACAUUUAAAAAUCUUUAACAGCACAAUCUAGUUUUAAGUAUUUUUAACUGGUUUCAUCAAUUAUAUAGCGUAUUUUACUAUGUAUAUUUUUAAGUAACAUGGGCAGGGUAUGUCGGUACUAAAGCAGUACUUGCCUUUAACGCAAUAAAGUUAGAUCCACCUAAAUUAUAAUUUUGUAAUUAAAUUAUAUUUCUCAAUAAAGAACAUAAAAAAAGAAAA
Messenger RNA from Helicoverpa zea (corn earworm), 1183 nucleotides. RefSeq names its product ejaculatory bulb-specific protein 3-like (gene CSP16). The record is from RefSeq and is a predicted model, not a curated record. The transcript is spliced from 5 exons. Lineage: Eukaryota; Metazoa; Arthropoda; Insecta; Lepidoptera; Noctuidae. Bases 101 to 724 code for a protein of 207 amino acids.